Molecule: messenger RNA, 514 nt
Organism: Macroventuria anomochaeta
Lineage: Eukaryota; Fungi; Ascomycota; Dothideomycetes; Pleosporales; Didymellaceae
Exons: 2
Coding region: 20-514 (164 amino acids)
Source: RefSeq, a predicted model, not a curated record
CUUCUUCCUACUUCUGCCAAUGUCGUUUGUCAACAAGCUAGACCCCAGUUCAGCUGCAUUCAUACCUGACCCUAACGUCCAUUCUGAGGCUGUUACCGACUAUAUGGGUUUCUUCACAGACUUCUCAGCUAGCUUUCCUGACAUAGGAAUGAACGUCGACCCUUGCGUUCCAGAGCCGUGUCCUCAAAAACAAGACAACUUCCCAUCUGCGCAUCCCGCAGGCCAAAGGCAGCAUGAUCCUUCAGCCUUCGGCACGCCCGGCAUUACGCUAGAGAAGGUCCAGAUGGAUAUGUAUAUCGCAAUCAACUCGUUCAUACAACUUCAGAACGAGUAUCAAGCCAAAUUGGGGUGUGUAGAAAGAGAACUUGCAAAGAACGUGGAAGAAGCGUCCAACUUACGACAAGAUGUGAAUGUACUGUCGAACUGGGCCAAGGCUGUGCUUGAUCAUUUCCAACAGGAGGGAACCACAAAGGAUGCCAAGGUGGUGUCGCAAGAUCAGAAUUCUGUGCUUUGA